GGACAACUAGGACAGUUACGAGUUGCAGUGGGAGUAUUUGAUGAAGCUGUAUACGGUGCAGUGUUAAUUUUCACAACCUUGGAAAACUGUUUUAUACAUUAUUAAUAAUAAUCGUCAGCCGCUGCCGAGUGUAAUAAUUUACUCCAGGUAUCAUCUCUCUCCCCUUGUCCCUGGUUGCUGUCGGUUUUUCCUCCCAUCUCGUCGCUGCUGCCGUCUCCCUCGAUCGCCCUGUUGCCAGCCUGUCUCCAUCCGUUUCCCUUGAGGUUAUUAUCCUGCGUUCUUUUCUUUUUCCUUUCUCGCGUUUCUUUUCCAGAGUCGGGUUGUUUCUUUCUUGUCUGGCGACUCUGGUUCCUAUCCUUUCGGUUUCAUCGUCCUGCCCGUGCGACGGGGAGAUGCGCUCCUUUCCCAACCUCUAAUCCCCACAUCGUUCGUCCCUUCGAUAUAUCCCCCGUCUCUUCCAGACGGGCCAUUACGUUUCUUCUCCGCCGGUCGUUCUGUCGGAUUGCGGAUGUUCCGAGUUCUUAACUGGCCUUUGGCUUAGGAACUCCUCUGCCGUAUGAGUUUAUGAGUCGAUCUCAGCGCCGACAGCAACACCACCGCCAGUUUCUCAUCUUCCCUCCCUUUGCGAUCUGCCCACCUGCGAUCUACGAGUCCGUUGACUCGAUUCUCCUACCCCAUAAGGGUUAUAUAUAAGGGUUCAGGGCGACUGGUUUUCCAAAGCAAUAAUCCCGGACAAAUACCUUUGGGGAGAGCGAUAUUAGGCCCAACUACCACGUGGGUUUUCCACGAAAUCAUCCUUGCGAGUGCGCCUAUUUGGAGAACCUUCUUUAAUCCGCGUUAUACAAGACAGACAAUUUGCCAUUGUAUUUCGCUCCUUUCCGCUCGCCGAGUACAUACGCGAACGCUACAAUGGGUUGCGUAGGUUCAAAGCCCUCCGAUCCGGGGGACAAGGAAGCCCUGCAGCGGAAUGCCAAGAUAGACAAAAUCCUGAAAAGUGACAAGAAGGCGAUGGAUAGAACAAUCAAGAUCCUCCUGCUCGGCGCUGGAGAAUCUGGAAAAUCCACUAUUAUAAAGCAGAUGCGAAUCAUACACAAAAGAGGGUUCCCCGAAGAUGAGCGUUACCAGACACGAGCAGUCAUCUACUCUAACCUUGUUGUUGCCUUCAAGGUAUUGCUGGACAUCAUGAAUGCAGAGAAUAUCGAAUAUGAACAUGAGAACACAAGGCCUUUCGCAGCAUUCCUGGAAAGCACAGAAGCUGAUGUGGAGUUGGAUCAAGCGUUUUCAGACCUCGAAGUCCGCGAGGCCAUGAAAGAGAUGUGGCGGGACGCAGGCGUUCAGAAAGCAGUUUCUCGGGGGCACGAGUUUGCACUUCAUGACAAUCUACAAUAUUUUUUCAACUCGCUUGACCGCAUGUUUGAGCCAGGAUGGCUCCCCAACAACCAAGAUAUGCUGCAAGCUCGUUUACGAACGACUGGAAUCACGGAAACCCUGUUUGAGAUGGGUCAGUUGAACUUCAGGAUGAUGGACGUUGGCGGACAACGAUCGGAGCGAAAGAAGUGGAUUCAUUGCUUUGAAGGCGUUCAAUGCCUCCUUUUCAUGGUUGCACUUUCAGGCUACGACCAAUGUCUCGUGGAAGAUCAGAACGCAAAUCAAAUGCACGAAGCGAUGAUGCUCUUCGAGUCCCUGGUCAAUGGCGAGUGGUUCAAACGGAAACCCAUCAUCCUCUUCUUGAACAAGAUCGAUCUUUUCAAGCAGAAGCUACCCAUAUCUCCCGUAUCCAAACACUUUCCAGAUUACGCCGGGUCGAACACCGACUUCGAUUCCGCAGCCAGAUACUUUGCCGAUCGUUUCCGUGGCCUUAAUCGGGUUCCAGACCGCGAAAUCUAUAUCCACUACACCAAUGCUACCGACACAACACUGCUGAAGGCUACGAUGGACUCGGUACAAGACAUGAUUAUUCAGAAGAAUCUUCACACUCUUAUCCUGUAGGUCGCUCUAUUUCAGGAUUGGACUGUCUCCUUUUUAAUUGGAAUUUGCGCCAACCGCGAGACAGAAUAUAAUCCGUUCCAGCGAAUAAACAUCUUCCGCUGCGUAUCGGCUGGGAUGACCAUACCCAUUUUAUAUAACUACUUUUCUUUUCCUUCAUUCUCCUGAGACAUAUUGAUGGGGCAAAAUAGUUGUUAGCUUCCAGCGUUUCGUGAUCAACUAUUCGACACACAUUGUUUGUUUUACGAUACUUUUCUGGGUUUCAAGGGCGGUGUUUGUUGCGAUGUCAUACCACUAAUCUUUCUUUUGUAUCAUUUUCUUUCCGUUCCUCUUCUGUGAGGCUGCUUCUUAUGACUCUCGUCGCAUGUUUCUUUUUAGCCUCUGGGUUUACUUGUGUCUAUAUUAUUUUUCUCGCUUAACUCUGUUCUUAUAACUUCUCUUGCAUUCUCAAUAUACAUUCUCUUUUGCUUUCCUUGCUUUUCCCUUUGCUCUUGAGGUAAUAACAGCCUUCUCUGCAAUCUCUUGUCUCAUUCGAGCCAUUGUGUGUGUACUGUAUGUAUAGGAGAGAAACUUGGACAGUUAAAGUCCCAUUUUUGGGAUUUUAUCCUAGAACAUACCAGUAGAUCCGAAGAUAAAUCAAUCCUCAGGGCAGGGCGGAGAAGCACGGGACAAGUUUGCUUACAUAAGCGAUGUGGUCAAGUGACAAC
This is a messenger RNA of Monascus purpureus, 2693 nucleotides long. Lineage: Eukaryota; Fungi; Ascomycota; Eurotiomycetes; Eurotiales; Aspergillaceae. The record is from the annotation of a GenBank genome assembly.